Calliphora vicina (urban bluebottle blowfly) is the source of this 2043-nucleotide messenger RNA. RefSeq names its product arginine/serine-rich coiled-coil protein 2. The coding region runs from base 348 to 1487 and encodes 379 amino acids. The record is from RefSeq and is a predicted model, not a curated record. The transcript has 3 exons. Gene Ontology annotation, molecular function: 3'-5' exonuclease activity; 5'-3' exonuclease activity. Lineage: Eukaryota; Metazoa; Arthropoda; Insecta; Diptera; Calliphoridae.
AAGCCAAGUGAAAUACAAAGGGAUUUACGAAAAUCUUUAAUUUCUACGCUAAAUAUAAAACCUACAGGACCCCAAAGUAUCAUCAUCAUCAACAGCAGCAGUAGCAGCAACACCAAGCCACCAACAACAACAUCAAUUGUACAUUUUGCAACAACAUCUGGAACCAAACAAUCAACUAUACAACGAACUUGUAAUUUCUCCACAAGAUAAGCAAGCGGUCAUCCACUGCACUGCGUCUGUUAUACAAAACAUAUUUGUGUGAGAGUUUGGGGAAGCUGUUAUAAAACAAAUUUAUCGUUGUACGCACACACAUUGAGGGAAUUUGAACGAGAGUUCCAGGUAUCAUCAUGUCCUCGAAUCGUCGCAUACGGCGUGAUGAUUUCGAUAUAGAACCCAUCGAAUCAUUUAAUGAUGGUGGCAAAUAUAAGUCUCGGUCAUCGGGAUCAAGAACACGAAGUCGUUCACGCAAACGAUCUUACAGCCGACGUCUUGAUAAUGGUUCGCGUUCCCGAAGCCGAUCUAUAGAUAAACGUCGUCAUAGACAUGCACGUGAUUCGAAAUCACGCAGUCGUUCAAGAAGCCGUGGGAGUCGUGGUUAUUCCCGACAUACAGACAGACAUAAUAAGAUGUCGCGUAGACAUCGUGACUCUAGAUCAAGAUCUUACUCCAGAUCUAGAUCUCAAUCGCAUUCAUCCAGACAUCACAAAGAACAUAAUCGCUAUAGGCGUGAUGAUUAUAAUGAUAAGAAUAGAAAACGCUCUCGUUCUCGUUCUACAUCCCGCAGUUCGUCACAGUUUCGUGAUUUUGGCCGUAAACCGACAUUAGGUCAAAAUCAAUCACCCAGCAAACCAUCAACAUCUUUAGCGUUGACAAGUGUGCAGGAGGAAAAUAAUGAUACUAAGGACACAUAUGAUAGUUUAGAAGAUUUACCUUUGCCACAACAGAAGUCCAGCGAUUCCAAAAAAUCGGAUGGAAUUUAUCAUUUUGAUGAUAAUGAACCUAUUGAUAGAGCACGCAUACAUCGAGAAAUGGAAGAGAAAUUACGAGCCGCAUUGGCUAAAGAGGGUAAAGUUUAUCCACCACCCAAACCGGAAGCAUCACAUCCUGUAUUCGCUAAUGAUGGUUCCUUUUUGGAAAUUUUCAAGAAAAUGCAACAAGCCUCAACAUCAACGUCAGCCGCUGCUGCUUCAACCUCAAACGCCAAAAAUUUAGUACCAAGCGUUCCCCCCAUAGCGGCAACUGCCAAUCCUACUACCGCUCCUUAUUUAGCAGCCGCAGCUGCUGGUAAAAGUGCUCCCCCACCACCCCUUGUGGGUCGUCGUAGAGGUGGUAAAAUAUUGAAAACUGGUGUUGUGGCUAAACCCAAAAUACAAACAGAUGCCAAUGCCGAUCCCAAAGAUUUUUGGUCUCUAUACUUGGCCGAGGUUAAUAAAUAUAAAAACACAGCUUGUGAAUCGGAACAAGGCAAUAGACCGCUUGUCAAAUAAAUGCUGUUCAGCCAAUAUACUCUCCAUUUUUACAUAAAUGUAGUGAACUUGAACAAUUGAGAUUUAACAAUCCCUACAAAAAAAAAAAAUUAAACAACAUUCUUGAUUAGGAACUGUGCAUAUUUUUUUUUCUUAUUUCCAUUUUUUACAACAUAUUUUUUAUUUUUUUGUUUUGUCUCUCUUUGAUUCUCAUUUAAUCAAAAAUCAGUUUUAGUUUUAGGCUUCCAAUUGUAGGAUAUUUUGAGUUUAUUUCUCUAUUUGAUUUUCUAUACAUACAUAUUUAUUAUGUAUUAAUCUCUAAUAUAAUACAAUCAAUAUAAUACAAAAGUAUAAAACAUAUAUAGUUUUUAGUAUCGUAAGUUAUUAUUUAAAUGGCAACAUAAAACAUAAUUGAUGAAUAUAAAUUUAACUACAAAAACAAACAAAAAAUAUAAAACCUAUAAAAGUGAAUUAUUUUUAAUGUUGAAAUAAGGUUUCUUAUGGAUUUACAACAGGUUUAAGUAAUGUAUGAUGAAAAUAAAUCUCACAAUUUCAAAUUAUUUUUAAACAUGACAAA